Messenger RNA from Penicillium nucicola, 786 nucleotides. RefSeq names its product PQ-loop repeat-containing protein. The transcript is spliced from 5 exons. The coding region runs from base 1 to 786 and encodes 261 amino acids. Lineage: Eukaryota; Fungi; Ascomycota; Eurotiomycetes; Eurotiales; Aspergillaceae. The record is from RefSeq and is a predicted model, not a curated record.
AUGAACAACCCAGUAGCGGAAAAUGUACUCGGCACUCUGGGCGCGGUUUGCUGGUCAAUCCAGCUUCUCCCUCAAAUCAUCAUCAACUACAGAGGACACGACACAGAAGGCCUCCAAGGCUCAAUGAUGCUACUAUGGGCCUCGGCGGGCGUCCCACUGGGCGUAUACAACAUCGUUGAAGAAUUCAACAUUGCGCUGCGGGUUCAGCCGCAGAUAUUGACCACUUUGAGCUUGAUCACUUGGGCUCAGUGUUUGUACUAUGGAAAAAAAUACUCGAUCGCGAAAUGCACGGCUGCGGUUACCUCGCUGCUGCUGAUACUAGGUGGUAUCGAAGUAGGGCUUGUUUUUGCGUUGCGUGCUGCGAAGGACCGCGGACUUGAAUGGCCGCUUAUUGUCAUGGCAGUUUUGAGUGCUUGUCUUCUUGCUGCGGGUGUUUUGAGACAUUAUUGGGAUAUCUAUGUUCACCGGACGGUGAGGGGGAUUAGUUUUAUUUUUGUGGGGAUUGAUGCUGCUGGAGAUCUAUUCUCCCUCGUGUCUGUUUUGUUUGGAAAGUCGAUCGAUGUUCUGGGCAUCAUCAUCUAUGGCACGGAAUUGGUUCUGUGGAUUGGGAUCUUUAUCUGUGGGGGGGUUUUCAAUCUGUUUCCUUGGAUCAAGAAACGAUCGAACAAGCGCGCUCAAGAGCGGGAGCCGGUUGCUCUGCAUCCAAUGCCAUCGUCGACUUCUGUGUUCAGGACUGCAUCUGGGUCUCAGGUUGUGGAAAGGAGGGCAUGGCAGAAUUCAUCAUAA